UAUGUUGUGUUCAAAGGAGUUAUUUAAAAAAUUGGCAUUAAUUAUUAAAGGGUGUUAUUAGCGUAAUUGCAUAUUGGUAAUGUAAUUAGUUUGUUGUCAACUUCCUUCGAAGUUACUUAUCUAAAAGGACGUAAAAAAAAGUUGAUUUUAUUAGGUACCAGAUUUUCCGCAUACGGCAUUAACAACUUGGCCGGACAAAUGGGGAGCGCAAGUUAAGAAAGGCAUGUCAAAAAUAAAAACGAAAAAUAAUGAACUCAAGAUAUCUGAAACUGCUCUCGUUGAAGAAAUUCAAGAAACAAGUCUGUCUAGCUGUGCUGGUGUGUCUGCUCCUCUCCAUCGCUAUCCUCCACACCAGGUGGUCCCUGUUCACUGAUGAAAACGUCUCCUGUCACUACACGGCGGUAGAAGACAGCCUGCCACUCUUCGUCGACCUCUCUUCUCCUGUCACCAUCUUUCAGUUCCUCGGUUAUGAGAAAGUGGACCAGAGGGAAGACAGAGACAGAAGAUAUAUCUUCUUCCAUGAGACCUCUUGUAGAGGAGACUUGACGCCAAGACAGGCAUGCGCAAUAGAGUCGGCGGCGCGCGCGCACCCCAACUGGACGGUCAUCGUAUUGUUCUCUUCCUCGGUAUCUGCUCGGGCGGGGCGCGCCGGCGGGCUGCGGCGGCUGAUACUACCUAACGUCAAAUAUGCUCGAGUGAAGCUGCCCGACUACGUCAUGGGGACGCCGCUCCAGGACAUAGUGCUCCAGGGGAAACUCAACAGUUCCAGCUACCCCCACAGCCACACGUCAGACGUGCUCCGCUACACCACGCUCUACAAGCACCCUGGAGUAUAUCUCGACCUGGACGUGGUGGUAGCCAGGAGCAUCGACGAGCUGGGCGGCAGCUUCGUGGUGCGAGAGAGCGACCACGCUGUCGCGGCCGCCGUUAUAGCGUUUGACGAUGGAGAGGUCGGCAGGAGUGUCGCCAGGGCUGUUGCUUGGGAGAUGAAGGAGACGUUCCGAGGUGACGAGUUCGGUCACAACGGUCCCGGGGUGAUCACGAGGGUGCUGGCGCGCCGCUGCGGGACUGACGACCCCUCCGCCAUGAAUGCUUUCAUGUGCCAGGGCCUGAAGGUGUACGGCCCGGAGCUGGCGUACCCGAUACCCUGGCACGAAGCGUACAAGUACUUCUCGGACGCUGGGUCGCAGCCAGUCUUGGCCGACAGUAGCCACUCGCAGCCACUCCUGCCCGCGCGGCUGUUCCACGUGUGGGGCCGUUUCAGCAGCCACUACUCCGCGCACGCAGGCAGCCUCUACCACCACCUCACCAGAAAAUACUGCCCCACCAUCUACGCAGCAUUCCCUCAAGAGUUCGGACGAUAGAGACAAGAACUGAAUAUUUUCUACUAAGGUU
Molecule: messenger RNA, 1395 nt
Organism: Pectinophora gossypiella (pink bollworm)
Lineage: Eukaryota; Metazoa; Arthropoda; Insecta; Lepidoptera; Gelechiidae
Product: lactosylceramide 4-alpha-galactosyltransferase-like
Exons: 7
Coding region: 249-1364 (371 amino acids)
Biological process (GO): glycosphingolipid biosynthetic process
Molecular function (GO): alpha-1,4-N-acetylgalactosaminyltransferase activity
Source: RefSeq, a predicted model, not a curated record